UUUACCUUCUCUCUCUCACACAAAUAACACAUCAAAACUGCUCGCCACCUGAAACACACACACACACACACACUCUCUUUCUCUUUAACUUUUCAAAGUUCAGAAAAAUGUCAUCUGAAUACUCAAUACUUUUCAUUACUUCAACUUAUGGCCAUUCCUCAAAUGUAUUCUUUUCCUAUGAGUUUCUCAUCUUCUUUCUUCUCUUCCUUUCAUUCACCUUCUGGCUCACCCCGGGUGGACUUGCAUGGGCUUUAUCCAAGUCCCGGGUCGGGUUCCGACCCACCAUUCCCGGGCCAUCAGGUCUACCCGUUCUUGGCUUGGUCUUCACCUUCACUAGUUCCCUCACUCAUAGACUUCUUUCAAAGUUGUCAAAAAGCCUCAGCGCUACUUCUUUAAUGGCUUUUUCUGUUGGGUUUACGCGUUUUAUAAUUUCAAGCCAACCAGAGUCCGCGAAAGAAAUUUUAAACAGUUCUGCUUUUGCAGAUAGACCUGUUAAGGAAUCUGCUUACGAACUUUUGUUUCAUAGAGCAAUGGGUUUUGCACCUUACGGCGAGUACUGGAGAAGUUUGAGAAAAAUGUCAGCAACACAUUUAUUUAGUCAUAAGAGAAUAUCAAGUUUAGGGGAGUGUAGAAGAGAAAUAGGCAAUAAAAUGGUGAGUGAAAUCAUGAGUUUAAUGGCCGAGACAGAAGGGAAAAUUAAAGUAAAGAGGAUUUUGCAUUUUGGAUCUUUGAAUAAUGUGAUGAGUAGUGUUUUUGGGAAAUGUUAUGAUUUUAUAACGGACAAUGAUGGACAAAAACUGGAGUUUUUAGUGUGUGAAGGUUAUGAGUUGUUGGGUAUAUUUAAUUGGAGUGACCAUUUUCCUUUUUUGGGGUGGUUAGAUUUGCAAGGGGUUAGAAGAAGAUGUAGAGAUUUGGCUACUAAAGUUAAUAUUUUUGUUGGGAAAAUUAUAGAAGAACACAGGGUUAAAAGAGCUGAAAAUGGUGGUGUAGUUGCUGAUGAAGGUUUAUCGGACUUUGUUGAUGUCUUGCUCGAUUUGGAGAAGGAUAAUAAACUCAGUAACACGGACAUGAUCGCAGUUCUUUGGGAAAUGAUCUUCAGGGGAACUGAUACUGUUGCAAUCCUACUAGAGUGGAUUCUUGCAAGAAUGGUGCUACAUCCAGAAAUACAAGCCAAAGCUCAACAAGAAAUAGACAAUAUUGUAGGAACAAAUAAAGGUGUAUCUGAUUUUGACUUGCCUAAAUUAACCUAUCUUCAAGCUAUAGUAAAAGAGACACUUAGAAUCCAUCCACCAGGUCCUCUUCUUUCUUGGGCUAGACUUGCAAUGAAUGACACAUUUAUUGGUCAUCACUUCAUCCCAGCAGGAACAACAGCAAUGGUUAACAUGUGGGCAAUUACUCGCGACGAAAACAUUUGGCCACAGCCUGAAAAGUUCAUGCCAGAAAGAUUUUUGGAAGAAGAUGUCGCGAUCAUGGGUUCUGAUCUAAGGUUGGCACCAUUUGGCUCUGGGAGAAGAGUGUGUCCUGGCAAAAUAAUGGGACUUGCUACUGUUCAACUUUGGUUAGCUCAGUUACUUCAAAGUUUCAAUUGGAUUGCUUCAGAUAAUGGUGUGGAUUUAUCUGAGUGUUUGAAGUUGUCUCUGGAAAUGAAGCACUCUUUAGUUUGCAAAGCUAUUCCUAGGGUUAAUUCUUAAAGUUAGGUUUGGUUGGAUUUGUUUGUUUUGUUAUAUAUAAUAUAUGUAAUCUCAGCCAUGAUUUUGGACCUCCAAAAUAUGGAGAUAGGAGGCUUCUAUUAGUAUGUAAGAAUGGGGUAAUUUAGUUAGUAGUUUUUGGUUAAUCUAGGAAAGUGCAACAUGGUACAAAUUUGUUUGUUGGUUCUGGUUUGGAUAACUAGACUUUCAUCAUCCUUGUACACUUAUGUCAUUUUACAUAUUCAAA
Messenger RNA from Nicotiana tabacum (common tobacco), 1935 nucleotides. RefSeq names its product cytochrome P450 78A5-like. Lineage: Eukaryota; Viridiplantae; Streptophyta; Magnoliopsida; Solanales; Solanaceae. The record is from RefSeq and is a predicted model, not a curated record. Gene Ontology annotation, molecular function: oxidoreductase activity, acting on paired donors, with incorporation or reduction of molecular oxygen; monooxygenase activity; heme binding.